AUUUUAAAAAAUAUUAAAGUGAAAAAAAAAAGUUUCAUUUUUUUUUUUUAUUAACUUAAUUAAUUAUUUAUUGUAAAAAAAAUAAAAAUGUUUAAACGUUAAUUAUAAAGGCGGUUGUGUAUCAAUUUAAGACAUAAUUAAAAAUAAUAAUUCUAAAAAAUGGAACGCAAUUACCCAAUGACAACAAGAUCCCGUUCGGAGAACGAUAGAAUUGUAUUUUACGACAACAGAAAUUACUACAGCGAGCGACUACCAGACUUCCGCGACGAGCUUAUAUCCCAGGGGCUGUAUCCACCAAGUCCCCAGUUGCAAAACAACCGGGCUAGAAGAUCGAACUCUGUUUGUACGCAAUCUGACCGACCUAAGCGGUUCCGAUCGGGUGAAACUGGAAAUCGACGACGAAACAGUAUUCACGGAAGAAUUACUCACGGUCCUACACCUUUAGGGGACGGAAGAAGAGCCAGUGUGAAGAGAAAAGUAUCUGCAAGACGUUCGAACAGUAUUAACCGAAAAAGCUCCACCCGACUGUCCAAUACCAGCAAAACUUAUCAUUAUCCUCCGGAAGAAAUGAUAAACGACGAUCACAAGAUAAAAGUCGUCGAAAAGUCGCUGAUGGAAUUGGAGCAAGCGCGAAAGCAACGACAAAUAGUCAUUAUUAUUUUGGGAAUUUUUGUUAUUUUAGUGGUUACUUCAGUGUUAAUUGUUAUUAUUACACUUACUCGCAGGUCAUUUCGCACAUCUAUCGCCACUCCUUUGUCUUUGCAUCAUAAUUAUUCUGCACGGCAAAAUGAGCUGAAGUGGCACAAUGCUUCUCAAUCGAUGACCAACACUUCAAUACCACCUUAAAUUAAUAAAAAAAUUAUUUUGAAUGUUGUUAAGUUAUUAAAUGUGAUCACGAGUUAAUGAGAAUCUUGUGAUAGUUUUUAAUUUUGGUCCGAAUAUUUUUUCAAUAUU
Messenger RNA from Cotesia glomerata, 954 nucleotides. RefSeq lists its product as uncharacterized. The record is from RefSeq and is a predicted model, not a curated record. The coding region runs from base 160 to 846 and encodes 228 amino acids. The transcript is spliced from 4 exons. NCBI's taxonomy places the organism in Eukaryota, Metazoa, Arthropoda, Insecta, Hymenoptera, Braconidae.